AUGAAGCAUCAUCUACAAGUCGCAACAUUGAUAGUCUUGUUGUUUCUUGGCGUGAAGAGCGAUCCCAACACGGGCAUUACAACGGAAGAUUGCGAUCCCAACACGAUCUCGAAACGAGACCCUUACAGCUACGCCGUAAUUCAGGCGCUUAAUGAAGUACUCAGCGCGACGCCUUAUGCUACCGGAUUUGAUUACACCACCAGUGUUACCAGCGACGGUAGUAAUUACGACUUUGCCGCUUUCAGUCACGGAACUUGCGAGACUAAUUUAACUCAAGUUGAUUGCGCCACUUGCAUCCGAGCAGCUUACGACGAUGUUAGUGCUCUUUGCAAUGGCCAUGUGGCCGGUACAAUUGGCAUGGUUGAUUGUUCCAUUUAUUUUGGUCCUGUUUAA
Oldenlandia corymbosa var. corymbosa is the source of this 393-nucleotide messenger RNA. NCBI's taxonomy places the organism in Eukaryota, Viridiplantae, Streptophyta, Magnoliopsida, Gentianales, Rubiaceae. The record is from the annotation of a GenBank genome assembly.